Messenger RNA from Effrenium voratum, 2112 nucleotides. Lineage: Eukaryota; Dinophyceae; Suessiales; Symbiodiniaceae. The record is from the annotation of a GenBank genome assembly.
AUGGCAGGAUCACGGCUGCACGUGGAGGCUGACAGAUGUUGGCGACCUGCACGUGCUGGAGGUCAGCAACAACUUCUCCGCCAGCAUGGGUACCAUCAUCUACGCAGGCACGGCGCAGUGGUGGCGCCCGGAGGUGAAGCAGCUUCUGCGCGGCGCUUUGCCGAUGGACCUGAGCUCUUGGAUCGAGCAGGAGAGCACAACGGCGGUCUUCUGCGCCUGGUGCACCAGGGCGCCUGCCUGAAGGUGAUCAUCCCUGGCAAGGAGCAUGUGGGCUCUCAGGAGAUCCAGGAGCUCGCUGCUUCCAUCACGGGGCGGUGCGUGAUCCUUGGGGCCUCUGCUGGCGGUUUGCUUGCGCUGCAAUUGCUGCAGCACUGCGAGCUGGCAGUAAGUUGUGUCGCGGUGAGCCCGGGGCCUCUUGCUCAUCAGGACUGGACGGACAUGGGCGCCAUCUGCGACAAGAUGAGGAGGAGUUUGCAGGGCACGCGGAAGCGCGCAGCAAUCUACUGGGCCAAGUGCGACAAAGCAGAGCAGCAAGUCACCCAGACCCUCGCCGGCCAAAGCGUGGAGUUCUUGCGGAUGGAGAAAGGGCACGUCGGCAUGUGGAGCAAGGAGCUCUUUGCGCAGGUGUGUGAGCACCUGGAGGCGCUCUCUGAGCAUCAGGAAGAAGAGUGCCGGCGCUCUGGGCGCGUGGUCCGGCACUGGGAGGACAACGUGUCCGGCCAGAUCAUGGACGGCAAGAUGCGGCUCUAUCACUUCUGCUGCUUUGGCCGGAGCAAGAUGCCGGACGUGGGCUCGGAGGUGUGCUUCACCGCGCUGGGCUCCAAGGCCUUCGAGGUGGAGCCGGAGGACGCGCCGCAGCAGCGGACGUUCUGCCCGGACCUGGUGUGGGCGCGGAACUUGUUCCGCCGCCACGCAUGCCGCUCGCGAGAGGCCUUCCACAAGGACGCGGAGUCCGGCGGCGCCAAGCUGUACCUUUGCGAGCACCCCAGCCCGGUCUACGCCUUCUGCGAGGACCUGGACGUGAUCGCCCCUUUGGAAAAGGGGUUACCAUCCUUGAUGCGGACCCGUGCCGGCGGACACGACUGGGAGCUGCUGAAGUGGAGGGCCACCGCUCUGCACCGCAUCUUCCCGCACUUGCCGGAGGAGAUGCGGUGUGUGGUGUUCUCGGCCUCCGGGUUCUACCGCGGCUGCGAACAGUUCAAGGAGUCCUACCACCUGGUGUGGCCGAAGCUCUUGGUCACAAAGGAGACGGCCAAGCAGAUCCGCGAACACACCCUGGACACCUUUGAGGAGCUCACGGCCAUCCACAACCACCCGGUGGCGCAACUGCUACAGACUGCGCAGCAGUACGACGAGUCCAACAGCUGGCCCAGGAUCUUCGAUGCCACGACAACCCGGCCAAGCAUAGGCCUGCGAAUGGCCUACUCGGACAAGCGGUCCGUUGAGCCGGGCACGAAGGCCGAAACAGCUCACAAGGUGUUCUUCGACGAGAACCGCCCGGUGCUCCCAGUGGCCGAGCUGGAGUUCGAGUUCUCGAGCGGAGAGUGCAGCAGAGCAGUGGUCGUUGCGACCAACGAGGAAAAGCAGCCCUGGGAGUGGGCCCUCCGGGGCAUGGUCCGGCGGGAGGAGGGCCAGCCCGUGAGCGCUCGCCCCGCUAAGCGCCCACGGCGGCAGCCUACGCCGCCACGGAAGCCCUGGCGCGGACCCGGCAGCCACCACCAGCCUCCGGGCGGCGGCGGCGGAUGGGGCGGUGGCGGCGGCGGAUGGGGCGGCGGCUGGGGCGGCGGACGUCAGUCUGGCUGGGGUAAAGGCCACAAAGGCGGCAAAGGCCCAAAAGGCGGCAAGGGCAAGGGUGGACCUCAGCCGCAAGGUGGCUGGGACGACUGGCGCGACUGGCGCGACUGGGGCGACUGGGGUGACUGGGGUGACAGGUGGGACCUUGGCCCUGAGGACUGCUAUGCGAAGCAGGCUGCGGAGACCUUCUUGAAGCAGACCUUCCCGGAGCCGGAGCCGGCCGCCCAGCCGGCGGCGGCCGAGCCCAAGGUUCAGGAGAGAAGGAGCUGGACACGUCUCAGAGGCUCAAGUUCGGAGGCAGCUGCGCGGAGUUUGUGA